Molecule: messenger RNA, 1796 nt
Organism: Polyodon spathula (Mississippi paddlefish)
Lineage: Eukaryota; Metazoa; Chordata; Actinopteri; Acipenseriformes; Polyodontidae
Product: cyclin-dependent kinases regulatory subunit 1-like
Exons: 3
Coding region: 87-317 (76 amino acids)
Biological process (GO): regulation of mitotic cell cycle
Cellular component (GO): cyclin-dependent protein kinase holoenzyme complex; SCF ubiquitin ligase complex
Molecular function (GO): ubiquitin binding; protein kinase binding; histone binding
Source: RefSeq, a predicted model, not a curated record
CCUGUCAGAGUCUGCCUGGACACAACAAGUGCGUACGCUUUCCAAAAUAAUACACAAUAACACAAUAUAAACACGUUUCCGCAGAGAUGUCGAAGAAACAGAUUUACUACUCGGACAAAUACACCGAUGAGGAGUUCGAGUACAGGCACGUCCUGCUUCCAAAGCAGCUUGCCAGGCUGGUACCGACGUCACACCUGAUGUCCGAGGAUGAGUGGCGCAGCCUCGGGGUGCAGCAGAGCCAAGGAUGGGUACAUUACAUGAUCCACAAACCAGAACCCCAUGUGCUUCUCUUCAGACGGGCUCUCCCACGGAACUGAAGGCUUCCUUUUAAAACAGCAGGUUCUACAAUCUGAACUAAAACUUAUAUAUAGAGUACGUAUCUGAACAUGUGUGUCACCUGUUGUAUUAUUUAUAAACCCUAAAUAGUUGACCAAACUAGAAAUUUGAAAAUCGACCAGGAUGAUGAAGAAACUGGAAAAGUUGUAAAAUAACUUUACUUCUAUUCUUUGUGAGUUUUUUGUUUGUUUGUUUUGUUUGUUAAACUGUAUGUAACCAAGCAGUCUGCAUGGUGAACGACUGGCAAUCCUUUCAUUUGGCUGAGGUCUGUCAGUACUUCUGAACAGGUGUGUCCUCUAGUUGUUUAAAACACAGUUAGCAUGGUUGAACUGUGGCUUACUCUGGGGUUUGAUUCACUUGUUUCGUCAAUCCAUUGUAUUUAGAAAGCACUGUAUUUAUUGUUGGGUCGUUCCAUCCUAAUUCAUCGAGGAUGCCAAAGUGGUUGCAUAUCUUUAAAAAAAAAUUUGCCUAAUUGUUUGAACAUGAAGAGCAUUUCAAAAUUCAAACCAGACAGUUUUUGGUCUAAUUGAAACACUGGAAUUCAGAAGGAAGUCUGAAUGAUGUAUAAUAGAAGGCUCUGUCUGUGUUAAUCAUCCAUUGGUGAAGAAGGCUAGAAUGACUCCCUUGUCUUGUUUUUCUUAAGUAUGUUUUUAGGAAAUCUUAAAAAAAAAAUAGGGGGGAAGGAUCCAGGAUCAAAGAGUGUCAUUGCAAUGGUACACACGCAUGGAAUACAGUGACAGUAAAUGUUCAAUGCAAUUUAAUUAAAUUGAUCUGAUUGGAUUAUCAAAGAAAAUGUGUACAACACACAAUCUUACAUGUGCACUAAUGCACACUUGUAGGAAAAGAUUUUUAGAUGUGGUUUCCACACCCUCAGUUUUUUAAAUGUAACUUUUCCAAAAGUUUUUUCCCCUGUAAGACCUGGAUCCCCGAUUCUCCUGAGGUUUCAUGUGUUGUAUUCUGUGAAUACUGUGCGGGAUUCUUUUAAUUAGUCUCAUCUCCUGUGUUUCUCUUCUUCACUCUCCCACAAUUUGAAUUGUUUUCACUACUGUGUGCUUUUUCUUACGCUGUACAAUAGUUUCACAUUUGUUGUUGUUCUCCACGGUUCUGAUAUUUUCAAAUGGGUGGCUUUUCCACUGUAUUUGCAAUCUAAUUUCUAAACUGGAGUAUUUGCAUUGUGCUCUGCUGAAAGUUAGCUAAAAGGUGCUGAGUAUAUGGACAGGAAAGGUGCUUGAGUGCUAGCCUUUAGAUCAGUUUGAGCUCGAUGUGUACCCUGUUUGAAGUACAGAGUUGCAGAGAAUGAUUUCCGUGUGUGUGUAUAUAAUUUGCUUUUAAACACGUGUUUAACAUUUACUGUAAUACACUUGUGUUAUUGUAUAUGUAUUGUUCUUGGUGUAUAAAUGUGCACAUUGAGAUCUGAUGCGCUUCCAAGGCUCCAUGAACAAUAAAAUCGAUCUACACAA